Messenger RNA from Osmerus eperlanus (European smelt), 1325 nucleotides. RefSeq names its product arylamine N-acetyltransferase 2-like. Gene Ontology annotation, molecular function: arylamine N-acetyltransferase activity. The transcript has a single exon. NCBI's taxonomy places the organism in Eukaryota, Metazoa, Chordata, Actinopteri, Osmeriformes, Osmeridae. Bases 395 to 1243 code for a protein of 282 amino acids. The record is from RefSeq and is a predicted model, not a curated record.
CCUCCACAACGGCGAUUCGAUUCAUUGAGAAAGUGGAAUAGGCUACCUUGUUUCUAACUUGGUAGAAUUGUUACAAACUUUACACUUACACAAUAUUAUUAAAUGAUCAAACGUGAAUAGUAAAUACGACUGUAAAUGUGUUAUAAAUUAGAUGAGAUACGUGGACAACUAAAAGUUUUUUCUCAUAUAUGGAUCAUGAAAAAACUUAUGUCAAUAGGCCGCCAGGUGGCGAACUCAUCAAAUAAGGCCACCAAGGAAAAGGGAAAUAGGAAGAACACUGCAGCUAUUUGCACACAUGAAUUUAAGCAGCUGUUUACGUAUCCAGAGCUUCACAAAGUUAAGAUUUGAAUGCGCCGAAAAGAUGCGUCGUUAACGGUUCAGAUCACACUAUCAGAUGGAUCAACAGAAAUAUUUGCAUCGCAUUGGAUAUGAAAACCCUGCGGUUGCAACCCUGGACGUUCUCAGGUGCGUUCAUCGCUGUCACCUAAUGACAGUACCGUUCGAGAACCUCACUGUGCACAGUGGUGGGCGAGUGAGGCUGGAGCUUCCACUGCUUUACAACAAGAUUGUCAACCUGCGCCGCGGUGGAUUCUGCUUUGAGAACAAUGGGAUUUUCUCUUGGCUUUUAUCGGAAAUAGGUUUCGAGGUCACUCUGCUCUCAGGGCAGGUCAGGAACUCCAUCACCGGUCGUUACGGCCCGCCGUUCGACCACUGUAUUUCCAUGGUUAACGUUGAUGGAAAGCGUUGGCUGUGUCAUGUCGGCUUUGGCGCGGCAGGUUUCGAGUUUCCCAUUUCAUUAGAGAACACUGAGCCUCAAGUUCAGGGUCACCGAGUGUAUCGGAUCAGGAAAGACCAGAAUAUGCAUUUUCUCGAAUGGCAAGACGAAGAAAAUGUGGGGCUAGCUGGAAAGUGGUCAGAGAUUUACAAAUUCACACUUGAGGCACGAUGUAGAGAAGACUUCACUGCCAUGUGCGACUACCAUCAGAAUUCUCCAAGUUCCAUCUUCUUUCGCAAGUCCCUCUGUUCUAUCUUAAAGCCAACUGGAAGGCUUACCUACAUGGGGUACAAACUCAUCACCAGUCAGUUCCCUUCCAAGGAUGGAGAUAAUAUAACCAAGACCACCAGGGAGCUAAGGCAUGAGGAGAUCCCUGACAUCCUGAAGGAAGAGUUUGGAAUAGUGCUUGAAUCUCCCCUCAUCCCAAAGGAUGAAGAUAUUACACCCCACCUGUUAUCUAUUGAAUAAAAAAAAAAAUACUGAUACUUUAACAAUUACACACCAUUAAUGUACAGUAUGUAAUAUGACCAAAAAGACACAGGAUAAAUUG